Cucumis melo (muskmelon) is the source of this 2191-nucleotide messenger RNA. Its product is annotated as amino acid transporter AVT6E. The record is from RefSeq and is a predicted model, not a curated record. Bases 326 to 1804 code for a protein of 492 amino acids. Gene Ontology annotation, molecular function: amino acid transmembrane transporter activity. The transcript has a single exon. Lineage: Eukaryota; Viridiplantae; Streptophyta; Magnoliopsida; Cucurbitales; Cucurbitaceae. Gene Ontology annotation, biological process: amino acid transmembrane transport.
UAAUUCAGAUUGUAUAAAGAUUGAAUCUUUUUUCUAUGUAUUUUUGAAGCUUUGAAGAAGGCAUCAAAAUUCAACUCCCAUUUUCCUCGUUCAUCAAAUUUUGAUUAAGCAACGACGAUAACAAAGACGACGGUGGACCGUUGACCCAGAGAUUUAGGUUUCUUUUCCGUUGGGUUUUUUGAUCGGAAAAACAAGAGAGAAGAAACAACUUUCAAUUCCAUUGUUGUUGGAGUAAGUUCUUAUUUUUCGUUCUGGGGUUGGUCAAUGUCAUUGGUAUUUUGCUUCUCGAUCUGUAUUAUUCCAUAAAUCCUUAAACUUUCUAUGAAUGGAAAUGGAUAAUAAAACUAGAUAUGUUGAAUUACAAUCCCAGAUUGAUGUUCAGGACCCCAGAUCGCCUGAACUAAAACUUUCCAGUUUUCCCCAUGAUGAAGAAGGUUUGAUUGGAUCCAAAACAUUGAAUGGUUAUACAGAGGGUAAGGAUGAUCUGUUUGAUGAUUUGGAUUUUGAUGUUGAUAGUCAUCCCCUUAUCACUGGGGAGGCUCGAGGCGAGUCGAGGAUUUCAGGGGCUGUGUUUAAUCUCACAACCUCCAUUAUUGGAGCUGGGAUUAUGGCUUUACCUGCCACCAUGAAAGUUCUUGGAGUCGGUUUGGGGUUUGUUUUGAUAGUUUUGAUUGGGAUUUUAUCUGAGUUUAGUGUUGAAUUGUUAGUGAGAUUUUUGGUUAUAUCUAAAUCUUCGUCCUAUGGGGAAGUUGUUCAAUGUGCAUUUGGGAGAUCUAUGAAGGUCUUGACUGAAAUCUGUAUAAUUGUGAACAAUGCUGGUGUUUUGGUUGUUUAUUUGAUUAUUAUGGGUGAUGUUAUGUCUGGUUCUGUUCGUCAUAUUGGGGUUUUUGAUCAAUGGUUGGGACAUGGAUUUUGGGAUCACAGAAAGCUUUUGAUUUUGGUUGUGUUGGUCGUUUUUCUAGCUCCUCUUUGUGCUCUCAACAAGAUUGAUUCCUUGAGUUUGACAUCAGCUGCGUCGGUAGCUCUUGCGGUUGUCUUUGUUAUAGUUGCUUGUGCUAUUGCAUUGAUUAAGCUUGUAGAAGGAAAGGUUGAGCCUCCAAGAAUGAGUCCUGAUUUUGGAUCCAAGAAGGCGAUUUUAGACCUCCUUGUGGUGGUUCCAAUAAUGACAAAUGCUUAUGUUUGUCAUUUCAAUGUCCCACCAAUAUACAACGAGCUCGAAACAAGGUCUCCUCAGAAGAUGAAUACAGUGGGGAGGGUUACAACUGUGAUAUGUAUUGUGGUUUAUGCUUUGACUGCCAUAUCCGGUUAUUUACUUUUUGGAAAUGACACCGAGUCAGAUGUGCUGACCAACUUUGACAGGGAUUUAGGAAUUCGAUUCAGCUCCGCAUUAAAUUACAUCGUUCGAAUUGGUUAUAUUCUUCAUUUAGUUCUUGUUUUUCCUGUUAUCCAUUUCUCCUUACGACAAACUGUCGACACAUUGAUAUUCGAGGGAUCAGCGCCACUUUCAGAGAGCAGGAAAAGGUCUCUGAUUUUGACAAUAGUUUUGUUGGCUCUGAUCUAUAUUGGUUCAACUAUGAUUCCCAACAUUUGGACGGCCUUUAAAUUUACAGGGGCAACAACAGCAGUCUCUUUGGGAUUCAUAUUUCCAUCAGUUAUUGCAUUAAAGCUAAGCAAGAACAGUGGGCAGGGGAGCUUGAAUGCAACAGAAAAGCUCCUAUCAUGGUUAAUGCUAGGGCUGGCUUUCAUUGUUGGUAUUGUUGGAUUGAUUGGUAAUAUCUACAGCUUAAGCAAUCAUUCUGAGUAACCAUUCUUUUAAGUGUUUCGAAGUACAUUUUUGCAUAAGGUUCGUCGAUUCAUGUUAACUGAUCUUUCAGAGCUAGAUUUUUUUGGCGCGAUAUUCGUUACCACGCCUGCGUAAUUCAAGAAUUCAUACAUAAUGGCAUCACUUGAGGUAUGAAAAAGACAGUUUUGUUUUGCAGCAUUCCUCGAGAGUUAUGUAACCAUUAUUGAGAGAGUUGUGUACCCUAUCAUUUGGAAUAUUGCAUGGAUAAAUUAAAAGUAGGUGUCAGAAUUUUCUCGAACAAGAUACUACAUAAGUUUAUUUGAUAUUGUUUUGCAUUAGUGAAAGAUUCAGCUCUUAGAAUAAGGAAAAUUUACUUCUAUUCAAUGCAAACUCUUCUUGAUCAAACAA